GGGGGUAAAGAGGUGAAGGGGAGGAACAAGAUUGGAGGAAUGGAUGAGAGGAAGCAAUAGCUGGGAUGGGACUGGGUGGAGAAAUGACCAGAGGAAGGUAGAAGCUGGGAUGGGGAAAAAAGGGAGGGAAUAAGCCUGGAGGGAGGGGCGGAGUUUAAGUGAGUCCUAGGGCCCAGAGAGCCCCUCCCUCAGACUCCUUGAGUCUCCUGGAGCAAAUAAAUCUUGGCCAUUGACUCAGUUUCCCCAUGGUGAAAAGGGGAAUUCAAGAUUUCAUAGUUGUCUGGUCCUUUUUGUUUUCCGUGAAUCCCUCGUUCGGGUGCACGGAAGCAGGGAGGACAUAGGGACAGCAGCAGGUGUCCUUCCGCUUCCUGGAUUUCGCCUGUGACUCCCUGCCUGGGCUCCCCAGCUCUGGACUCCCCAUCCUAAUGGCGUCCCUACUGAUGCUGUUGCUCCUGCUGCUAUCGCCGCCGCCAGUCCAGCCACAGUAUGAAGACGCCUGCAGAUGGCAAGUGGCACUCAACAAGUACGAAACCUUAGGAAUGGGUGGUGAAAAGUUUUUCUUGCAGCAACCAGUUUCCAUUAUUGAUAAAUUCUUCAGGAAACUAGUGGAUUCACCCAUCGACCACAAAGAGAAUUAUGUGGGAUUCCCUUACUACAUGAAGAUUAACUUCACCUGCCCUGGAGAGACUCCAGAAGCCUUUGUCCGUGGGGGUUUCCUUAAGGGCAUGAUCCCUCGUGUACGGGUCACCUUCUAUCCCCCUGUGAAUUUCCGGAGGUGGAGAUCAGAGAGGCUGCAAAUCCAGAUGGAGGGAGCACCAUUUCAAAUCCGGGCACAAUGUGGACCCUAUACCAUAUGUAAUGUGAAUUGGUACACCCCAAUGCCCAUGAAGAAUGGCAGUGUAAUGAUGGAAGUUGAAAUCAUCAGCAACAACCAGGGGGAGAUCAUUAGUAAUGGCAAGUUCAUGAUAAAUAUCAAUGGGUUUCUGAAAAAAAAGAAGGACAAACUGAGUUUUUCCCUGGGAGAGGAGGUCAGUUCCAUCAUGCACAGACACUUCCUUAAAGCACCAUCUAGGCCUGUGUGGGCUACAUUGGAACAGGCUCCUGUGCUAAUCCUUGGGGGCAUUCCAAAUGAGAAAAUGGUUCUUAUCUCUGACUCUAGCUUCAAGGAUUUCUCCCUGGUGGAGCUGAACAUCGACAGCUGCUGGCUGGGUACUCUUCAGUGCCCUCAGGAGGAGUUCACGGCCUCCAUCUUUGAUGCCAUCGCCACUGAAAGUGUCCUCUUCAUCAGACAGAACCAACUUGUCUACUAUUUCACUGGCAACUACUCCCACUUACCUGGAAAAGCAACUGACAGCUGGGUCAGAGUCUUGAACAAACGGUGUAUCAAGAAACUUUGUCCUGUGGAACUUCACAGCAAUGGCUCUGAGUACAUCGUGGCCGUGGCUGGGGGCAAUGAAGAGGGCUUCUUCCACUUUGGAACCAUCACAGAUGCCACAGUGACCUUUAAGCAGUUUCCUGUCUCGAGUUCGAUAUGUGAUAUAUUCAAAGCCCCAGUGUGCAGGAUCCACUGGGUGACGUAUAACACAGAGGAACACAAGUUCUUGCUUCUCAUGGAGAUGGGCCAAAGCAACCAGGCAACAUUCAAGAUUUUUGAGUACAUAGUACUACCUAAAGGCUCCAACAUAGAUGCAAUCAAUUUGCUUUUUACCAUACCCCGUUAUAUCCCCGCGAGUAUCAACAAGGAUUUUGUGAUGCUGCUGGCCAUGGAGAAGUACACUGCCUACCCCCUGGUGCCCAAGGGUCUAUUCUACAAUCCUUUCUCCCACAUGCUGUUCAUUUGGGGCAAUGCUAUUCUGCAGAGCUUUGACAAUAUAGAUUUUAUUUACUUGUCCAAAUUCCCCAAGGAGUCAACAGUAAAGUACACAACCAGCUCCUACCAUGGAGAAAUGAUCUUCGUCACCGAGAAUGAGGAGAUCUGGUUGGUUUUUGAAAAAAGCUUUGAGAUACGUCGUCUGUACCCAUCAAGUGGCUGGCAGAUUGUUUUCAGCCUUUCCAAGAUGAGGGGCUUAAACUGGUACACAGACAAUGAGACUUCAGUCAGCGUCUUCUUCGACAGUAUGGGUCUGCAACAGCUAGUCUACCAGAUAAAUAAGAAAGGAGAAGGGAAGCUGAAGAAAAGGCGUGUCCCAGUGGAGGAAAUCAUGAUGUAUCGGGUGCUCAGUAAAACGGCUACUGAAGUCUCUGAACAAUCCCCAACCAUCAACUUCCUCACUAACUGCCCAUAUCAGAGAUUGAAGCUAUAUAAAUUGCCGAAUCUACAACAAAUGACACGGCUGGAACGCUAUCAUGCAAAGGCACCCCAUGUAAGCUCUGAAUUGGCCUUCCACAACAAAAUCUCCCUGGCCAUCUACCAGGGCCUUGUCUACCACUUGCUCUGGCUGCACUCCAAGUAUAACAAGCCCUAUGCUGAUCCUGUCCAUGACCCCACCUGGCGCUGGUGGAAGGAUAAGAAGCAACAUAAGGCUUUCUAUUUCUACAGAGCUAGUAACUUUCAGAAUGUAUACGGCAUACACAUUGACAUGGAUGGCUAUGAAAAACUUUAUAAGGAGAAGGCAACUGGGCUGCCCAAAUACAUGUACUUGGACAAGGGGGAUACAUACCAUUUCAGCUUUUUCCUCUUCAUUCACAAAGCUUCCUGGAAAAACAUCAAUAUGUUAGCAAAGUCACAUGUGCAACCAGCUAUUUUGUUGUCCCACCCUCAGUGUGUGAGAGGAUCCUUGAGAGCGCAGCCUUUUAUUAAUCGAAAUGCCAUCCUCUUUACGUUGACUAUCACGGACACAGGCAGAUGUUUCAAUCAAAGUAUCAGUGGACACAACUUGAUGAAAACAGCUGUACACUUAAAGAUAAUUGAUGCACCUUGGAAGUGCUUUCGUAGAUCCCGAUUUGGAUAUAUUAUGCAGGGCAAUCGGCAGAUCCCCACCUUCAUCGGCUGCCCCCCAGGCAAGCGGCUGGCCUUUGACAUCACUUUGACCCUUCGGCACAACAAGAAGACCAAUAAACGCUACUUUGACUGCGUGCACCCAGACCCUGAAAUGCCUUGCUUCUUAUUCAGUGAUCCUUUCCACCCUUUCUUCCUGAUCCAAGACAUGGUGACUGGUGAGUCCGGAAGCUUCAAUGGCAGCUAUGUCCUAAAGGUGAUUGGUGGAGGAACUUCCCUGGACAACAUAGUGGAUUACUCAGAGGAAGAUAUCAUCCGCUACAACAGUCCUAAUGACACCUCUGAGAGCCUCAUCUGGAUUGUCAGGGACAAACGGAAACAGUCACAGACCUUUAGGAUCCUGAAUUAUAACAGCCCUGGCAUUGAGUGGCUCUGUCUGCCGAACUCUCCUUGUCAUGAUAUCAUCCCCACGUCUAUCUAUUCUCCUGAAUUCUAUUUCAAAAUCAUGGUGAGCAACAGGGGUGUAGACACAAGUACCUACUGUGAUUAUCAGGUCACCUUCCUCCUCCACAUCCAUGGCCUCCCACUCAGUCGUCGAAGGGCCCUCUUCUUUGUAUGGAUAUCCUUGUGUGUAUGCUUGGGUGUUGUCUUUUUGUACCUCUUGUCCUUCUUCCUCUGGCCACACUUAAAGAAUGGCUGGAUGAAACUUAAGGCAAAGUUCACUGAUCUCAUCACUACAGAAUCUUUCUAUACAUACACAUCUGCCAGUACUCUGCCCUCUAGGAUCAGCUCCAAGAUAAGUACAUCAGAGAAGACUUCUGCCAAAAAAAAAGUCAAGAAAACCACAUGAGGCUGAUGGCCUCUGCAAACCUCUUCCAGCUUCUCCUUAUCUUUGGUCUCUUCUCUUCCACCCCAACCUUCUUCCCCUCUCCAUCCCUUCUGGCCUAUCUUCCUUUCAGGAUACCCCUUUCCUCUCUAACUCAACAUUUCCUGAGACUUUCCAGCCCCCCCCACCUUUUUUUCCUCCCUAGUUCCCUGCCAUCUUCCAUUCCUUCUGGCAUCCCCCUUCCCUUCCAGCCUUCCUCAUCCUCUGAAUCAAUCAAUAAAAAGCCACUUCU
Messenger RNA from Antechinus flavipes (yellow-footed antechinus), 4056 nucleotides. RefSeq names its product cation channel sperm associated auxiliary subunit gamma (gene CATSPERG). The transcript is spliced from 28 exons. Bases 426 to 3788 code for a protein of 1120 amino acids. The record is from RefSeq and is a predicted model, not a curated record. Gene Ontology annotation, cellular component: sperm principal piece; motile cilium; CatSper complex. NCBI's taxonomy places the organism in Eukaryota, Metazoa, Chordata, Mammalia, Dasyuromorphia, Dasyuridae.